Messenger RNA from Myotis davidii, 636 nucleotides. Its product is annotated as palmitoyltransferase ZDHHC15. The transcript has 6 exons. NCBI's taxonomy places the organism in Eukaryota, Metazoa, Chordata, Mammalia, Chiroptera, Vespertilionidae. Gene Ontology annotation, biological process: peptidyl-L-cysteine S-palmitoylation; synaptic vesicle maturation; protein targeting to membrane. Gene Ontology annotation, cellular component: endoplasmic reticulum; Golgi apparatus. The record is from RefSeq and is a predicted model, not a curated record. Gene Ontology annotation, molecular function: protein-cysteine S-palmitoyltransferase activity. The annotation marks the transcript as partial.
AUACUUGCUUCUCACUUCUGCUUCCAGUUUCAUUUAUCCUAUACAGAUAAGGAGCGCUAUGAAAAUGAAGAGAGACCUGAUGUCCAAAAGCAGAUCCUCGUUGAUAUUGCCAAGAAGCUACCAGUUUACACAAGGACUGGAAGUGGAGCUGUAAGAUUCUGUGACCAGUGCCAUUUGAUCAAGCCAGAUCGCUGCCACCACUGUUCUGUCUGUGCUAUGUGUGUUUUAAAAAUGGACCAUCACUGCCCUUGGGUUAAUAAUUGCAUUGGAUUUUCCAACUAUAAAUUCUUCCUUCAGUUCUUAGGUUAUUCUGUUCUCUACUGCCUGUACAUUGCUACAACGGUCUUCAGCUAUUUCAUCAAAUACUGGAGAGGGGAAUUACCCAGUGUUCGCUCUAAGUUCCAUGUCCUUUUUCUCCUAUUUGUGGCCUGCAUGUUUUUUGUCAGCCUUGUGAUUCUCUUUGGUUACCAUUGUUGGCUUGUCAGCAGAAAUAAAACCACCUUAGAGGCCUUCUGUACUCCAGUGUUUAUAAGUGGUCCAAAGAAAAAUGGGUUCAACCUUGGCUUCAUCAAAAAUAUCCAGCAGGUGUUUGGAGACAACAAGAAGUUCUGGUUAAUACCUAUUGGGUCCAGGUAG